AUGGACAUUGCCCCUACGCCUUCUUCAAACCCGGUCGCUGCUCCAGCUCCAGUUAAAGAGGCCCAGUCUGAUGCCAGCCCUUCAACCCCCGAUGCUGCACCUGCCCCUCCUGCAGCCUCGUCCACCCCAGCUGGAGUUCUAAGCAACAUUCACUCGUUGGUUGCUUCGCCCUCACCCUCGCCCUCGCCCGCAUCCUCUCCAGAAAGCAGUGGAUAUGGAGUCUCAUACUCCCCUUACACCGCUAGUGGAGCCUGCAAGAGUCAAGACCAAGUGAACGCCGACUUUGAUUCCAUCGGGGGUGGAUACUCAAUGGUCCGAAUCUAUGGGACUGAUUGCAACCAAGUCUCCACGGUUCUCUCGGCCGCCAAGGCUCACGGCAUGAAGCUCUUCGCUGGUGUCUUCGACCUGGGUUCGCUCAACUCUGAAAUUGAAACCAUCAUCUCGGCUGCGAAUGGGGAUUGGAGCUCCUUUGACACUAUCAGCAUUGGCAAUGAACUCGUCAACUCCGGUACUGCCUCUGCUGCAACUGUGGUCUCCGCUAUUGGUACUGCUCGGGGUCUCUUGCAAGCCGCUGGAUACACCGGGAAGGUUGUUACUGUGGAUACCCUCGUGGCUGCCCGUGCCAACCCAUCGCUCUGCGACGCAUCUGAUUACUGUGCUGUCAACUGUCAUCCCUUCUUUGACGGGACUGUCCCUGCAAGUGGCUCUGGCGAUUUCCUCGUGAAUCAAAUAUCUACCCUCCGAGCUGUGUUGUCCGACCAGAGCAAGGAGAUUGUCAUCACGGAAACCGGCUGGCCAUGGCAAGGAUCGAGCAACGGUGCUGCUGUUCCCUCCCCCGCCAAUCAGGCCGCUGCCAUUAGCUCAAUUAAGGGUGCUUUCAGCUCUAAUCCAUCUGCUGUUAUUCUGUUCACGACCUUCAACGAUUUGUGGAAGACCAACAGCGCGGCUCAGUUCUUCGCCGAGCAAUACUGGGGUUUCCUCGGUUAUGCUCCUUCCGGCUAA
Molecule: messenger RNA, 1002 nt
Organism: Amorphotheca resinae ATCC 22711
Lineage: Eukaryota; Fungi; Ascomycota; Leotiomycetes; Helotiales; Amorphothecaceae
Product: glycoside hydrolase family 17 protein
Exons: 1
Coding region: 1-1002 (333 amino acids)
Biological process (GO): cell wall organization; carbohydrate metabolic process
Cellular component (GO): cell surface; fungal-type cell wall; extracellular region
Molecular function (GO): glucan endo-1,3-beta-D-glucosidase activity; 1,3-beta-glucanosyltransferase activity
Source: RefSeq, a predicted model, not a curated record